GCAUGUGCCGCUAAUGCAAUAAGGUCAUGUCGGGAUCCCUUAGACAAGCUAAUGUAUUACUUAACACUGGAUAUCUCGAGUUACAGCAACAUUUUUCAACACACCGUUGUCAGUUAGUAUUUGUUCGCUACUGUCGACAGUUACAGUCUUAGGGCUAAAUACCCAAGCGGAGAAGGAUUCAGCCGUGUGUUCGGUAGACAAGCUAACCCUGACAGCAGCUAGUUUCUCAAUGGCUGUGUCUAAAUGUACCCGGCUCACUGGCCCGUUGACCAAGCAGGUCCUGGACUCGGUGGACAGUGUGCUGUUUGACUGCGACGGGGUGAUAUGGAGAGGAGAUCAAGCGAUUCCAGGCGCCCCUGAAGUGAUCAAUUCGCUGAAAAAGGCUGGUAAGCGUGUGUUUUUCGUCACCAAUAACAGCACAAAAACCCGCAAAAUGUACGCAGAGAAGCUGGGAAAGCUGGGCUUCGAGGCCAGCAAGGAUGAAGUGUUCGGCACUGCUUACUGUUCAGCUGUGUACCUGAAAACCGUGUGCAACCUCCAGGGCAAAGUGUACUUGAUUGGAAGCAAUGCGAUGAAGCAAGAGCUCGAGGCGAUAGGGAUCGAGUCGGUCGGUGUGGGACCAGAUCCGGUCUCAGGAGGGCAGAAAGACUGGGCCAGUGUUCCUCUGGACCCGGAGGUCAAGGCUGUUCUGGUGGGUUUUGACGAACAUUUCAGUUACAUGAAGCUGAACAGAGCUUUGCAGUACCUGUGCAAUGCCGAGUGUCAGUUUGUGGGCACCAAUACAGACACCAGACUUCCUCUUGAGGGGGGCAAAGCUGUCCCAGGUACUGGUUGCCUUUUGAAGGCCGUGGAGACAGCGGCGCAGCGCCAUGCCCAAGUGGUCGGGAAGCCCAGCAGCUUCAUGUUCAAAUGCAUGGCUAACCAGUUCGGGCUUGACCCAAGCAAAUGCCUUAUGGUUGGGGACAGACUGGACACAGACAUCAUGUUAGGUUCCACCUGUGGUCUGAAGACUCUGCUGUCCCUGACUGGUGUCUCAACAAUAGCAGAUGCAGAGGAGCACCAAAGAAGCGGGUGUCCCAAGCGUCAGGGGAUGGUGCCCGAUUACUAUGUUGAUAGCAUUGCAGAGAUUUUACCAGCCCUCCAAGCAUAGUGGGUCGGUACUGAUGAGGAUGUAAAAUGUAUCCAGGGUUAUGUAGGUUCAGCAUAAAGGGAAUAUUAUUUACAAUAUUUACUCAUUAAAAUUUACAAUAAUUACUAAUAUUAUUUACAAAACAGAACUCAGUUCAUUGUUAAAAGAGUGAAUGAGGAGGUUUUUAAUUUAGUCUCCAGGACCUCCAAUCAGCACAUUUUUAUUUUGCUGAGUCAAACACACACGUCCCAGGUAAAUAAUAGGUGAAUUUUUGAUUUAGGUGUCUUUUGGAACUUCAGCAGAAGAAAACGUGGACUGGCUUGAAGGUCUUGAGGACUAGAUCGAGACCCACUGCAAGAGGCUUAUAUAAUAGCUAGAUAUUUCCAAGUGAUAUUUAUAUCAGUAGUUUCUGAUCUCCAGUUAUCAGGACCCACAGCCCUUCAUAGCUACUUCAACACACCUAAGAUCCAGUUUAUGGAUUGGUUUAGGUAUUUAGGGGUAGGAAAAACUAGCAGUGGAUCCUCAUGGGUGGAUUUCAUAUACAAUAUCCAGGAUUUUGUCGGGACACUGAUUGGAAUAUGUAGUCCUUAUAAAGCCACAAAAGCAUACUUUCUAUUAAUAAUCUGCUCCAUCAGCAUGGUCUACCUCUGUCAUUCCACAAGAAUGUCCAUGUAUAUCAUUGUGCUUUUUGCCAAGUACAGUGUUAGUGUUCCUUUGUGCAUUUUUUGAAGAUAUCUACAUACAUAUUGGUACACACCUAUAUACAUACAUGUACUGAAUACAGAAUCAACAUGUGAUGUUUUUUUGUUUCUUUCAAACCUCAGGUACUGAAAAAUGGCUUGCAACAGACAAGAUGGCUUAUUGGUUGAUAAUACAACCAAUGUGAUGAUUUGCUCAGAUGUGCACUACCACAAAUAACUAAACACAAUGUUCUUUAUUGAGGUGCUUGUUUUUCCUCAUUAUUAAAGUUAGCCCUCCUUGUAGAGUUUGAAGCGUAACAGCUACUGUAACUGACUUCCGUUUUAUGAUCACUAGUAAUGGUUUCCUUUUUUGUCUUGCCUUGAACAAAGUGCUCACUACACAAAAGAUCAAAUAAAUAAGCAUCCUCUCAGACUGAAA
Molecule: messenger RNA, 2248 nt
Organism: Ictalurus furcatus (blue catfish)
Lineage: Eukaryota; Metazoa; Chordata; Actinopteri; Siluriformes; Ictaluridae
Gene: pgp
Product: phosphoglycolate phosphatase
Exons: 2
Coding region: 230-1150 (306 amino acids)
Cellular component (GO): cytoplasm
Molecular function (GO): sn-glycerol 3-phosphatase activity
Source: RefSeq, a predicted model, not a curated record